AACACAAUAUGUUUCUAUAGUGUUGAACUUUAGUGUUGAGCCCUAUGUGUGACGGCUCCAGGAGCAGCGAGUGGAGAUCUUCAUGGUGGGGGACAUUGCGGCUGCUCCGUACCCGGACUAUAGCACCUGGAACAGGGCGAGGCUCCUGGGGGUGAUGGGCUCUGGCUUGGUGGACCUCCACUAUGUCGACUUUGGAGACAAUAUUGAACAACCCAGGGACAGUCUACGAAGUAUGAGGAGUGACUUCCUCAGCCUACCAUUCCAGGUCAUCGAGUGCAGCUUAGCUGGAGUCAACCCAGCAGGCAGGUGUGGAGAGAAGAAGUCCUGGAUGACUUUGACCGCCUGACAUAUGUUGCUUAGUGGAGACCCCUGCUGGCCAAACUGUGCAGCUACACCCACUCUGGCUCAGUGUACUGUACAGCUCUACGACAACGCAGAGGGCAAGAUCAGUACUAACCUGGACUGGGGUGGGAAAU
Molecule: messenger RNA, 476 nt
Organism: Oncorhynchus nerka (sockeye salmon)
Lineage: Eukaryota; Metazoa; Chordata; Actinopteri; Salmoniformes; Salmonidae
Product: tudor and KH domain-containing protein-like
Exons: 2
Coding region: 83-346 (87 amino acids)
Biological process (GO): piRNA processing; P granule organization; spermatogenesis
Cellular component (GO): P granule
Source: RefSeq, a predicted model, not a curated record